Molecule: messenger RNA, 1436 nt
Organism: Spirometra erinaceieuropaei
Lineage: Eukaryota; Metazoa; Platyhelminthes; Cestoda; Diphyllobothriidea; Diphyllobothriidae
Source: the annotation of a GenBank genome assembly
AUGUUCGCGGCCCAUUGUCCUCAACGGGUUUAUAUAGCGUAUGUCUCAGUUUUGGAAUUGCGUUGUCGCAUUUUGAUUGGCUCUCCUUGACAUCUAGCCAUUCACAACGUGCAGAGGGAUAUUAUGGUCAGCGAAUAAAAUCAAGGCUAGCAAAACUUACCUAUUCGGAGAAAACUGGACGUUGAUUGGCUGAACGUCGUUUGGAUCAAAAGCCCUGGUAACCAAUAAAACGUCCGAAACUCAACAGCUUUAAUUGGUUAGUAAGCAUAGGCGUGAUCACCCAGUGAAUUUAGCUGUCAUUGGUUGGUCUCAUGUCUGAGUUAGAAGUAGUCCGCCUGGGCGCCUGUUCUCCUGGACUGUUUAGGCGUCGGGGCUAGUCGGUCACGGAGGAUAAGCAUCUCGCCAUCCUUAUAGUGCAUUUGUUACUACCCGGAAAUAAAGGGUAGCGACCCCCACAGCUUCUAAAAGCCCCUCCUCUACAGCGAUGUCAACAAAGUCCAGAAAUUGCUUUUCAAGUGACGAGUUGUGUAAACUGCAGAAGGAGCAGGGCAAAGGCAUGAAGGCCACUCAGGUUUGUACAAUAAUAAGCUGUUGUAUAGCAGCAAAGUUGAUAACAGCCACUUAACAGUAGUCGUGGUGGGAGGUUGAAGAAGUUCGAACAUGUGAGAAUAGGAGGUACAGUUUAGUUGAAGGCAUAGGGAGAGGAAUAGAGGGUGGUCUGCCGGUGGCUGGUGAUCGUGUUUAGUCGCCGUAACGUGACGUGGGAGGGUGUGGGCACUAGCAUGGAAAGCCAAUCCUGAGUUAUGGUACUCUGACAGCCCGAAUAAACGUCCUCCGCGACCACAAGACUGAAUAGACCGGCUCUAUAACCGUCAUUUCUGCCAACGAUGGCGCAGAAGCUUAGUGCCACGGCGCCUCUUAACAGAUCACUCGAAAUGCCUGGUUGAUGUCUACCCUGUGAUUGCUGUAAACCAAGUGGGCCUCAAUGGCUCUGGUUUAGUCAUGCAUCAUGGUGCUUUUACAUACUAUUAGAUAGGCGCCUUACUUUUGGCCACUAUUAGCUGCCCCAAAGGAGGAAGUGCAAGCGUAGAGGCACUCUGAUGAAGCUCGAGAGGGCAGGCUAUCCUCCCUUCAAGGCGCAGAAGUUGGGCGCAUGAGGAAAUGAGCCUUGAAGUCUGGGUGCGCGUGCGCGGUAUCACAGCUCAGGCCACGUUGUAGAGGUUAGCUUGCUGGACCCCUCGGAAUGGCGAUGUGAAGAGUACUUAUGUCCUCCCAGCCUUUGACGUGUUCGUUUUGAGGGGCGUUCUGUCAUGGAGCACCCCCACGCUGUCGAGUAAGAAAGCCACAGUUGACGGCUUUUUGUGCCGGAUCAAAGACCCGGGUAUGCAGUUUCAAUCUUAUGUCAACCGUUUUAAGGAUUAUUCCAAAUAAUUUGA